GUGGGGAGGUAGAACGUCACCGGAAACUAAACUCACCACCACCGGAAGCAGGAAGUACAUUCGUAAGGCGUCUAUGGAGCACACCCGAGGUGCCCCAUAAAAUGUGCCAUGAAAAUGAGACAGCUAAGCUACUCGCUUCUCCGCCACAUUACAUCCAGUGCCCCUUCACUUGCCUUGCCUUCACCCACCAGGACAUGCCUCCAUCAGGGGCCCUCACGCGCUAUACCAUGUAGUCACAUACAUCAUCAAUGGAGGAGUGCGAGCGCAGCUUUGAACCACCACAUCCCGGACCUGAGCGGGCCUGAGCAGAGGCUGCUAAAUAAACUCUAUGAGGGACUAAUAGGGGGACAGCGGGCCUCUCUUGCAGAGUCCAUCACCCUGGUGGAGACGCAGCAUCCCCGGAAGAAAGAACUGGCCCAGAUUCUGCUCCAGAGGGUGCUGGCUUACAGGAGGGAGCAGGAGAGCCAGAAUGACGGGAAGCCUUUGGCUUUUAGAGUAGGUCUCUCCGGUCCUCCAGGAGCAGGGAAGUCCUCAUUCAUCGAGGUGGUGGGGAAGAUGCUGACAGGGCGUGGGCACAAAGUGUCAGUGCUGGCUGUUGAUCCAUCCUCCUGCACGACGGGAGGCUCUCUGAUGGGUGACAAGACCCGCAUGACGGAACUCUCCCGGGACAUGAACGCCUUCAUCAGGCCGUCACCGACCUCAGGAACGCUCGGCGGCGUCACCAGGACGACCAAUGAAGCCAUCGUUCUUUGUGAAGGGGCUGGGUAUGAUGUUAUCCUUGUGGAGACUGUGGGUGUGGGCCAGUCAGAGUUUGCAGUGGCGGACAUGGUUGAUAUGUUUGUGUUGCUGAUUCCGCCUGCAGGGGGCGAUGAACUGCAGGGUAUUAAGAGAGGCAUCAUUGAGAGGGCCGACCUGGUGGUGGUGACCAAGUCGGAUGGAGACCUGGUGGUGCCGGCCAGGAGAAUCCAGACGGAAUACAUUAGUGCUCUGAAGCUACUAAGGAGGCAGUCCAAGUCAUGGAACCCCAAGGUUGUGCGGGCUUCCUCACACAGGGGUGAGGGCAUUCCUGAGGUCUGGGCCAGAAUGGAGUCCUACCGGGAAGCCAUGUUGGCCAGCGGCGAGCUGCAAGGCCGGCGCAGGGCCCAGCAGAAGGUCUGGAUGUGGAGCUUGAUCCAGGAGAACGUGCUCGCCCAUUUCCAGCAUCACCCCGGUGUCAGGGAGGCUCUGCCCCGCCUGGAGGAGAGGGUCACCAGAGGGGACAUCUCCCCUGGCCUGGCCUCCGACCUGCUGCUCAAAGCCUUCCUGUCGUCGUCCUCGUAGUCAGUGGGGGGAUGGAGGCCUCGUUUAGCAACGUCUUGUGCAAUCAAUCCUAUCAAUACUUGACUUCUCUUAAACAAAUCUGGGCCAUUUCAAAGGACAUUUUUAUGCAGACAACAGAAGAAUACUUCACUGACAACAACUGGUAUUUGUAAAUUUGAUCUUGUUGCAUUUGUAAAGGUUUGCACAGUAGUUAUCACUUUUCCCAACAGAGCCGUUACACGUCAAUAUCAAAAAUACACUAUUAAAAUAAUGGCCUCUUUGGGACGUUUUACUACAUUCAGUGUCCAAGCUUGCAAUUCAUCAAGUUUUUUGUUGUGUAAACAGUUAUUUAUGAGCAUAACUAAAAACACCGCUCAACCAUUUUGUAUGGAUUAUUGUAAAGGGGUGUAGCAAGGAAGAAACUCACACGUUUUUUUUGUGGGCAUGGGUCCAAAAAUUCUACAAACACAAAGAAUGUGCAAGUUCCAUGUCUGGUUCUAUGGUUAUCAACACAUUUUCCUUUUUUCCCCCCCAUCACUGGUACCUUCCUGUAGAGACAUUAUACAAAAAAGGCAAAUAAAAGGCCAACUUGUGGAGUUAAUGUUAACUGAGCUGAAGUCUAAGAAGAUUGUUACGCAAUGGUUUGAUCACCUGGGGCAUUUUUUCCUAGAAUUAAAAAAAAAAUAGAGAACAAUUUUGUUUAAAUUGCCAAUGAAGCACUGAACACGUAGUGAAAUGAAUGCGGGGUGUGGUCACAGACACAUCACCAAAAUGGCAGCACAUCAUGUAACAGGUAAGUAGACAAACUUAGGGCAACUACUACUACUAUGGGGAAUAAUUAACAACAACAUUAACUCUAAACAUGUAACUCUCAUCUUUUUACAAAACAAGUGCCGCAAGGCAUGCGGCGAAGCCAGAAGCACUCCCAGCUCUUGAGUGAUGCCGAUACCUUUUUGUCAAUAGUUGCUCAAAGGACGUGUUCGAGUUAACAUAGUUAUUAUCCUACACUACUACUAGUAGUAGUAGUAGUAGUAGUAGUAGUUGCCAUAUGUGUAGUCAUGGAAAAAAUGAUUGGACCACUGUUUCUUCAGUUUAUUGAUCCAUAAUGCCUGAUACAACUAAAGGUAUAUUUAUUUGGACAAACAAAUAUAGCUCAUAAGAGUUUAAUUUGAGAGAUGAUAUCUAGCAAAUUCCAUGGUUUUCUUGAUAAUAACCAAAAUCACUUAAGUUCUUACAUGACUAGCUAUAGCAUUGUACUGCCAAAAAAUGAGCUAGUUUUGUUGCAAUUUAUAUAUUUGUCCAAACAAAGGUACCUUUAGUUAUGUCGGGCAUUAAAAUGAGCAAGAAACUGAAGAAACAAGGGUGAUCUUAUUUUUUUCCAUGACUGUAUGUGUUAUUUACCUGUUAAGUUGCUGUGUGGUGGUUAAAGCGUUUUCUUUUAUGACACUGCGUCAGUCUAGUAAUGACCUCCUGCUGUUUCUCUUGACACGCUAAUUGUCAGUUCGUCUUUGGCUACUGCUUGCUAAUAAAGAACUUUCUCAAAGCAAGCUAAAGUGCCUUUGGCCAU
This is a messenger RNA of Dunckerocampus dactyliophorus (ringed pipefish), 2866 nucleotides long. It is a transcript of the gene mmaa, whose product is annotated as metabolism of cobalamin associated A. Gene Ontology annotation, molecular function: GTPase activity; GTP binding. The record is from RefSeq and is a predicted model, not a curated record. Gene Ontology annotation, cellular component: cytoplasm. Lineage: Eukaryota; Metazoa; Chordata; Actinopteri; Syngnathiformes; Syngnathidae. The transcript has 7 exons. The coding region runs from base 109 to 1320 and encodes 403 amino acids.